Betta splendens (Siamese fighting fish) is the source of this 2735-nucleotide messenger RNA. Its product is annotated as polyribonucleotide nucleotidyltransferase 1, mitochondrial. Gene Ontology annotation, molecular function: 3'-5'-RNA exonuclease activity; polyribonucleotide nucleotidyltransferase activity; RNA binding. Gene Ontology annotation, cellular component: cytosol; mitochondrion. The record is from RefSeq and is a predicted model, not a curated record. Bases 117 to 2429 code for a protein of 770 amino acids. NCBI's taxonomy places the organism in Eukaryota, Metazoa, Chordata, Actinopteri, Anabantiformes, Osphronemidae. The transcript is spliced from 29 exons. Gene Ontology annotation, biological process: mitochondrial mRNA catabolic process; mitochondrial RNA 3'-end processing.
UUCUAAAGCGUUACUUGGUACACGUGACAGACUGUCAUGGAAGCCCCCAUGCGCAUUUCUGAGCUUUGAAAGCCUCCACAUCAGUUUUUCCUUGUUGCUGCUAAGUCGUCUCAGGUAUGAGGUACUUGCUCAGUCUGGGGCGCUCGUUUGUCCGCCUUCAUGUCCGUCUGUGUCACCAGAGCGUCUACAGCAGCCAUGCUACUCCACGCAGAGUGGGAGUGGACCUUGGUAAAAAAAAGCUUGAGAUCUCUUCAGGGAGGUUUGCCAGGUUUGCAGAUGGAUCUGCUGUUGUACAGCUCGGUGAAACCUCUGUGAUGGUGACUGCUGUGAGCAAAACCAAACCAUCUCCUUCCAACUUCAUGCCUUUGGUGGUGGACUACAGACAGAAAGCAGCCGCUGCUGGACGGAUCCCCACCAACUACUUAAGGCGAGAGCUGGGCACCACCGACAAUGAGAUCCUCACCAGCAGGCUCAUAGACAGAUCUAUCAGACCACUCUUCCCUCCCGGCUACUUUUAUGACACUCAGAUCCUCUGUAACCUGCUGUCAGUUGACGGUGCUAAUGAUCCAGAUGUGCUAGCUAUUAAUGCAGCAUCUGCUGCUCUGGCCCUGUCUGACAUCCCCUGGUACGGACCCAUAGGUGCUGUGCGUGUGGGCUUGGUAGAUGGAGAGAUGCUAAUCAACCCCACCAGGGCACAAAUGACUUCCAGCACUCUUAACCUGAUUGUGGCUGGAGGCCCCAGCAGUCAAGUGGUGAUGAUCGAGGCUUCAGCUGAGAACAUACUGCAGCAGGACUUUUGCCAUGCAGUGAAGUUGGGAAUAAAACACACUCAGCAGAUCAUACAGGCCAUCCAGCAGCUGACACGGGAGCAAAAAGUCAUCAAGCGCACACCGGUGAAGAUUUUCUCAGCCCCAAGUGACAUGGUGGAACAUGUUCGACAAUCAGCAUCUGAGAAGAUUUAUGGUGUUUUCACAGAUUACACUCAUGAUAAGAUUUCCAGAGAUGAAGCUAUUAAUGGAAUUCGACUAGAAACUGAGGAGGGACUGAAAGAAAAAUUCCCACAGGCUGACCCAUUUGAAGUAAUUGAAUCCUUCAACACUGUGAGCAAAGAAAUCUUCCGCAAUUUAGUGCUUAACGAGUACAGGAGGUGUGAUGGGAGAGAGUUGACUGCUUUAAGGAACAUUGCUUGUGAUGUUGACCUCUUUAAACCUCUGCAUGGCUCAGCUCUCUUUCAGAGAGGACAGACGCAGGUGCUGUGCAGUGUCACAUUUGAUUCCCUGGAAUCCAGUAUCAAAGCGGAUAUUAUCACCACUGCUUUAAGUGGUAUUAAGGACAAAAACUUCAUGCUGCAUUAUGAAUUCCCACCAUAUGCAACCAAUGAGAUUGGAAAGAUGGGAGGCCUCAACAGGAGAGAACUUGGUCACGGGGCCCUGGCUGAGAAGGCUCUGAGACCCGUCAUACCUAAAGACUUCCCUUUCACUAUCAGGGUCACUUCAGAGGUGUUGGAGUCAAACGGAUCUUCCUCAAUGGCUUCGGCAUGUGGAGGGAGCCUUGCCCUGAUGGAUGCAGGUGUCCCCAUCUCUUCUGCUGUGGCUGGUGUAGCAAUUGGCCUCAUCUCCAAAGCCGACCCAGAGAAACCUGCUGAGAUCCUUGACUACCGAUUACUAACAGAUAUACUGGGAAUCGAGGAUUACCUUGGGGACAUGGAUUUCAAAUUGGCAGGAACAAGCAAAGGCAUCACUGCUCUACAGGCUGAUGUGAAGAUACCAGGUUUGCCUCUGAAGGUGGUAAUGGAGGCUAUCAAACAGGCCACAGUGGCAAAGAGAGAAAUCUUGGGCAUCAUGAACAAAUGUAUGGCCAAACCCAGAGAAGCUCGAAAAGAGAACGGGCCUGUUGUUGAAACUGUCCGGGUGCCUGUUUCCAGAAGAGCCCGCUUUUUUGGUCCUGGGGGAUAUAAUCUUCGCAGGCUACAAGCUCAGACGGGAGUAACAAUAAGUCAGGUGGACGAGGAAACCUUCUCUAUAUUCGCUCCCACACCAGGAGCAAUGAACGAAGCGCAAGACUUCAUCACUGAGAUCUGCAAAGAUGAUCAAGAACAACAGCUGGAGUUUGGUGCCAUCUAUACAGCCACAAUAACUGAAAUAAGGGACAUUGGUGUAAUGGUGAAACUUUACCCAAACAUGAGUGCUGUCCUGCUACACAACUCACAACUGGACCACAAACGGAUUACACAUCCAAGUGCUUUGGGGUUAGAAGUGGGACAGCAGAUACAGGUUAAGUACUUUGGACGGGACCCGACAGAUGGCAGAAUGAGGCUUUCACGAAAAGUGCUGCAGUCUCCUGCAGCAACUCUUGUCAAGACGCUGAGUGAGAAACAGAGCAUGUCCAUGGGUUCAGUCAACAGCCACGGCACCAGCACUGAAUUGUGACGCACUAACACAACAGGAUGGCAUCUGGCUUUGCCCAAAACUGAUUUUAAACAAAGUAGAUGUUGUUGCAAAAUGGUUUCCUGUUCAGAAAAUAAUCAAACCAAGAUCAUCAGUUCUUGUCACAAACUGAAUUAGUGUCAUACACAGUUUUCCCUGAUGGCGAAGUAAUGGAUAUAACUGAACUUCAAUGGACCAAACUUCAGUUCAUCAGUACUUUAUCCUACUGACACUGUGCUGCAAGGGAUUUGUACAGACUGAGAAACACCAAACGGAUUUUCACAAAUGAUAAAACUGUCUUACUUUUAA